Molecule: messenger RNA, 456 nt
Organism: Diabrotica virgifera virgifera (western corn rootworm)
Lineage: Eukaryota; Metazoa; Arthropoda; Insecta; Coleoptera; Chrysomelidae
Exons: 1
Coding region: 1-456 (151 amino acids)
Source: RefSeq, a predicted model, not a curated record
AUGACUGUUGAUUUUGAAAACAAAGAAAACCAAAAAAGUCCAACUAUCGACGAAACCACAGGUACUGAAGAUGAAAUAGGACUAACGUUUACCAAUAAUGACGUUAAAAUCAGUAGGGAGUGUGAAAAGGGCAGUAGCAGCUCCUCGUCUUCCAUAUCAACCAGUUCUUCUAGUAUUUCAGUCUUUGAUAACCUCUCGGGCGACCCAAAUUAUUCUUCCAGUAGCUGUUCGUCAUCCUCUGAUGAUUCUUCUGAUAAGGAGCCUCCUUCAAGUGUGAACUCUAAUAAUGGGAACCAAAAUUCAAGCAACAAAAGACGCUCUGUUAAAAACCCAUGUCCUUCACCAGAAAAUGUAAAAAAAAAACGAAAGAGAAAGAUAUCUCAGGUUGCUAAGAUGAUGAGGAAUAGUGGCCAAAGUUAUACUUCGAUAAAAAUCGGGAAAAAAGAUGUAAUCUAA